Molecule: messenger RNA, 2184 nt
Organism: Osmerus eperlanus (European smelt)
Lineage: Eukaryota; Metazoa; Chordata; Actinopteri; Osmeriformes; Osmeridae
Product: heparan sulfate glucosamine 3-O-sulfotransferase 6
Exons: 2
Coding region: 319-1452 (377 amino acids)
Molecular function (GO): [heparan sulfate]-glucosamine 3-sulfotransferase activity
Source: RefSeq, a predicted model, not a curated record
GCGUGCGAGCGCGCAGGAGGGACAGGAGUCACAGGCAAGAAGACGCACGAGAGAAGAAAAAAAAAUCCCAACUGUUUCUUGGAGCGACUCACUUUGAGAAAAGUUAAUGAAGAGAUGUACAGGUUGACCAGUCACCAAAGCGUUAAGGAGCAUGCAAUCAUUGAAGAAGAAAAACUCUGAUGACCUUGAAAAAAGAUACUGUGACAUAUUGCGUGACAUGACGUUUAAAAUGAGAAUCCACUUUUAGAGUCACUGGGCUAUAAUCAUUAGAUAAGGCAUGUUUCCUGCGCUUUGCUUUGUGGUCCAGUACAGCGACUCAUGGGAUGUAGCAAAUGGAGAACUGGGUUCAACUUUGGACACCUGAAGGCGCAGUCGAAGCUCUCCGUCUCCUUUACCAUGAUCAUCAUCUUUUCCUACCUAUUCUACUCCCUCACCGGAUACUGCGACUCCUUACCUCGACCUGUAUACGAACAACAAUCAAAUUUCCUGAAUAAACUGCUUUUAAAUAAUGAACUGAAGUCUUCACCGCAGCGACAACUUGACGCACAGAACACUUCUCCAGGGUCGGUUGUUAGAGAAUUUGAUUUCGACAGUGUUGACUCUCUCUUCCCAACAGCUGACAACGAACUGCUACCGGUACAGGGCGACAACAACAUAUCCAUCUCCAAUAAUUUUGGCAGUAAAAAGUUCCCACAAGCCAUCAUCAUCGGCGUAAAGAAAGGAGGCACGCGGGCGCUGCUGGAGUUUCUGCGCAUUCACCCUGAUGUGAGAGCAGUCGGAGCGGAGCCCCACUUCUUCGACCGCUUCUAUGAUAAAGGACCGGAAUGGUACAGGAGCCUGAUGCCUCGCACGCUGGAGGGCCAGAUCACCAUGGAGAAGACGCCCAGCUACUUCGUCACCAGGGAAACCCCUCGCCGCCUCUUCUCCAUGAGCCGCCACACCAAGCUGAUCGUGGUGGUACGUGACCCCGUGACCCGCGCCGUGUCCGACUACACCCAGACGCUGUCCAAAUGUCCCGGCCUGCCCUCCUUCCAGAGCCUGGUCUUCAGGAACUCCUCCGGGGGGGUCAUCGACACCUCCUGGAGCGCCGUGCGCAUCGGCAUCUACGCCAAACACCUGGAGGCCUGGCUGCACUACUUCCCCCUCUCCAGCUUCCUGUUCGUGAGCGGCGAGCGGCUGGUCAGCGACCCCGCCGGCGAGAUGGGCCGCGUCCAGGACUUCCUGGGUCUGAAGCGGGUGGUGACGGACAAGCACUUCUACUUCAACCAGACCAAGGGCUUCCCCUGCCUGAAGAAACCCGAGGGCAGCAGCAGGCCCCGCUGUCUGGGGAAGUCCAAAGGCAGGCCACACCCUCAGAUCUCCCCCGAGGUUCUCCUCAAGCUCAGGGAGUUUUACAGGCCCUUCAACCUCAAGUUCUACCAGAUGACGGGGCAGGACUACGGCUGGGACUGAGAGAGAGACGGUCACCCUGAUGGCACACUGAGACAGGGGUUAGGGUUAGGAUGGUCCUUUACCUAAGCUGUCAAAGGCCUUGGUGUGCUUGCUGACUGACUGGGCUGAGAGAGAGAUGUUCGUGUUCUCUGUUCUCCCUCCUUGGACUGAGUCAUACUUUAAAAUGAUGCAGGCGAAGGUCCUGGCAUGGGCUUUCCAGAGGUCGAAUCACCAGCUGUUACCCUGCAUACAAGAUGUUUUUGUUUGUUUGUCCAAGAUGGCAGUGAUAGAUAUAAAGAGAAACCCUGAGAAUAUUUACGCACAAUGAAAUCAGCAGGAUCCAUUUUCACCUUGUUGUCUCUCUGAUCUGUUUUUCUGAAAUAUAUUCCCUUCAUUCAGUUCAUUCAUGUUCAUUCAUGUCAUUCUUUUUAGACGGUUAGUGAUGUGUAGAAGCACCAGCACUGAUGCUGUGCAGGGAUGUAUGGUGAACCCAUAUACAUGCAACUAUACCCAAACUGUAACCAUGGUUGUGCUCUAAAUGUGCAAUUAUUUAUGUUACCAGCAUCCUGCUAAUAGGAAUUGUUAAUAUUACUGAUAUGUGUCAUUAAUACCUGUGACAUUUGUUUCCACACUUCCCGUAUAAGCUGUCCUUACUGAUUACAAAUUUAGAAAGUUUAUUUAUAAGACAACAAAAAUGUUUACUGUUUUAUCGUCUACUUUUGUAUUUGGAAGGUGAAAUACUGACUAAAACCA